Molecule: messenger RNA, 2646 nt
Organism: Papilio polytes (common Mormon)
Lineage: Eukaryota; Metazoa; Arthropoda; Insecta; Lepidoptera; Papilionidae
Product: facilitated trehalose transporter Tret1-like
Exons: 7
Coding region: 308-1714 (468 amino acids)
Biological process (GO): transmembrane transport
Cellular component (GO): membrane
Molecular function (GO): transmembrane transporter activity
Source: RefSeq, a predicted model, not a curated record
CAUUUAUCAAUAUAACCGUGCGUGUUCACUCAUGUAAAAAUAAAAUGCUGUCCCACUCAUUCUCCUUGAAAUAAAUGAGACAUCAGAAUUUUUAUAUAGGCGUUUUGGUAGUGCAAACUUACCGUACAAGUGAAAGGACCAUAGCCGAGUCUGUUGCAAUGUUGAAUAACGUUUGCUGCGUGCAGAAGUGUCGCUCGUAAAAAUUGCGUACUGGCUGGAAAUUUUAAUUUGGAGAAAUAAAUAGAAAAGAAACUCUGACAAGCACAGUUUUUUUUAAGUGUAAAAAGGUUUUAUAUGUGAUUUAAAAAUGUUAUUAUCUCGGAAACUCCUGUUUUCCCCUGAACCGGGAAUUCUACGACAAUAUGCAGUGGUGAUUUUCGUAAAUCUAAGCGUGUUGACGACAGGCAUGAGUGUAGCAUGGCCUUCACCAAUGUUGGUCAAACUCACCAAUGCCACGGAGACACCUCUAUACCGUACAAUUACUGAGGAAGAAGGGUCAUGGAUUGUAUCUAUUGGAUUUCUUUGCACCGUGUUUACAAACAUCCUUUUAGGUAUGUUAAUCGAUAGUAUCGGCAGAAAGUACUGCGUGAUAAUAGCUUGUGUUCCAAAGAUUAUUGUCAGUAUUAUCUACAUAUUUGCUUCUGAUGUAUGGAUGCUGAUAUUGGGACGAGCACUUAUUGGUGUCACAGACUCUUUUGUAUUCACUGUCGUGCCUAUCUACUCAUCAGAAAUAGCUAGUAAAGAAAUGCGAGGUUCCCUCGGCACCUUUCUGCAGAUAUUCUCAUCCUUGGGUAUUGUGGUCACUUUAUCAGUAGGACCGUACACGUCGUAUACAACAUUUAACACAGUCUUCGCUGUGAUUAACGUAGUUGCUGGUAUACCGCUACUCUUUCUGCCUGAUAGUCCGUUCUUUUUAUAUGCAAAAGGUAAAACAAAUGAUGCACAUGACGUAUUAAAACUUCUUCGAGGGAAUGAUCAAUUGGCAAAAGAAGAGAUAGCAAGUUACGCGUUAUCGACCGAUAAUAAAGUCGACAAAAUAGCAUUGUUAAAGAAUAGAGUUGUCCUUAAAAGUUUGGGUGUAGCAAUGCUUUUAUGCGCGGGUUCGCAACUAGUCGGUUUUAACGCUGUAUCGUUUUAUUUGCAAACGAUUCUGGUAUCCACAAGAACGAAGGUAAAGCCGGAAAUUGCCUCGGUUGUUAUUGGUGUGAUACAACUGUUUGCAAGCUUUUGUACCACUGUUAUGAUGGAGAGGUUCAAAAGGAAACAGAUAUUAAUAUCAUCAUUGAUCGGAAUGCUUAUUGGACUAGUGGGAUUGGGUGCGUUCUUCAAAAUACGCGAGGAUGCCGAAGUGCAAGGUUUCUUAAAUUAUUUGCCGUUAAUAUCGCUUAUCCUUGUGGUAUAUUGUUAUAGUGCAGGAAUGGGAUCUCUCAUUUGGGUUCUUACAGCGGAAUUGUUCGACGGUCCAGCGCGAGCUUUUGGCGUAUCUAUAAGUUUGAUUAUAAACACUUUGUCUGUGUUUUUAACCACUAAAUAUUUCUCUACGCUAACAACAGUUUUAGGGCCCGCGGUGACGUACUGGUGGUUCAGCGGUUGCUGUUUUAUUACUUGUAUAUUUAUACAUUAUUGCGUACCUGAAACUAAGGGGAAAACGUUUAGAGAGAUACAGGAAUAUUUUGAAGGGGAUAGAACUAAAAAGGAUUUCGAAAAUAGUUAGGAAAUAUUAACAUAAGUGUUAGGAUAGUACAGGGGUUGCGAACAUUUAUGCAUCAACGUGCCAAUUUGACGUGCCAUCGAAUUUUGAUUGCGCUUAUUACGUCAAUUCCAUGGUGCAUCUACUUCAUAAUUUUUUUGUAGUGUUUUUAUGAUCAUUGACGUGCUCAAAAUAUUAUGUAGUUUGCUACCCCUGGUAUAGAAUAUGGUUUUGCCAUUCGGCAACACAUUUGCAACUCUAAAGUUCUUAUGCCUAGUUCACACGAAGCUAUUAAUUUAGUCGAGUCCCAAGUAAUUUAGUAACUAAAGGACUGAAAGACGAAAAUUUGGAUUAGACUCGCAAAUUAUUUAGUCGAUUCGACUUUUUCGGCGUAACUAAACUAUUAAAUAAGUCCGAUCUUGGCAAUUAUUGAGAAGAAAAAUAGCACCGUGCAGUAGAAUUGGCGCAUCACUAGAUUAUCGGCAUAAACGUCACGUCCGUAGCUGACAGCAUCAAAGUCAUUAGAAGGAUUGAUAUUCGCGCGCAUUCCUGGCAGGACCGCUAAUUAAUAUUAUAGUUACAAUUAAUUGUUUAAAACAAUUUAGUCGCGAUCCGUAGUUUACGUUGAUAUUGCAUAACAUUUGUGUACUAUACUGAGACAGUAAUUGUUUGCGCUACUGUCUAGAUAGACUCGAUUUUAGCUACUAAAUUAAUCGAUAACGACGAAAUCAUUCCUAGUGUGAACUAGGCAUUAUAGAUUUAGUCAAGUGGUUUUACUUCACUAGUUAAACCGCUUGCGUUUUUAAUACUUUUUUUUUAAAGUUUGAAUUUGUAUGGCUUCAUUUAGAAGACUACUUAAUUUUAAGUUUAAAUAUUUACGUUAGUUUUUAAAAAAUUAUGUAAUCUACUGAAAUUUCUACAUUUUAAUAUAAAUAAAUUUACAUUGACAAUAUUCC